UUACCUCUCUACCCCUCUAUAGCCCAACAAGAUGGAUAUGGCUUCAGAGGAGCCAGCACCGCCUCAUUGGAGCGUGAUUGAAUUCAGCUUCAGUAGCCAAGAUACUGACUCGGAGUUGGUGGUAAUGUGCAACUACCGCCAGUUCAUUAUUUCCGCCUCCGUAGACAGCUUCUCCCAGUCUCCGGCCCUGAAAAGCAAAUAUUUGUUCUUUUUAGAAGUUGCCGAUAACUACGAGCUCGAUGGGUACACUCUUGAAGACCUUUACGACUGGAUUAUCGAACCACUUUUACCUAAAUUCAGACAGCUGCCAGAGAUAACUUCAACCUUGACACUACAACACUUUCUGUUCCCUGAGACGUACAGAUAUGACAUCCGAGGGGAUGGAGAACAGCUAGUUGUUAUUCCGUCUAACGAUAGCAGCGACAUAACCCCCAUAUUCGGCAUCCCACUACCAGAAGAGAAAUGCGCGACUUGGCCUCAUUAUCAUCCGAAGGACGUUCAACUGCCCGAGAAGAGGAAAACUCACGGACCACCAUCAUAUACACCAUCCAGAGUUAUUUUAAAGAACGGAAAGAGCGCCUUUUUCAAGCCCAUGAGGUGUGGAGACCAGAAAUCAUUUGUGAACGAGCUUGAUAAAUACAAGAGCAUACGCGAUGCCCACCUAGACGAGUCGCUUCUAACCUCACGACUCAUUGGCCUGGUUCGAGAUCAGACUGGCCAAGCUUUUGGCUUGCUCUUGAACUAUAUCGACUGCGGCCACAGAACCUUGCUCUGUGCAGCAAAACCGGAUACAUCGAGGGAGCUCAGACAAACAUGGGCUCAGCAGGUCCACGACACGGUCCGGCAACUGCAUGCUGCUGGUAUUGUCUGGGGCGAUGCGAAACCCGAUAAUGUCCUUGUCGACCAAAAGAACGACGCAUGGCUGAUUGACUUUGGUGGAGGGUAUACGAAUGGCUGGGUGCCUAAGGAGCUAUCGGGUACUGUAGAGGGCGAUUUGCAGGCGUUGAAGAAGAUAAAUGAGUUCUUGCUCCAGGGUAGUCUGUGAGUCACAGAUUACGAUCCACUGGUCGAGAUCACAGUCUCUUUACUACAAUUGGAAG
Molecule: messenger RNA, 1100 nt
Organism: Fusarium odoratissimum NRRL 54006
Lineage: Eukaryota; Fungi; Ascomycota; Sordariomycetes; Hypocreales; Nectriaceae
Exons: 1
Coding region: 32-1045 (337 amino acids)
Biological process (GO): protein phosphorylation
Molecular function (GO): protein kinase activity; ATP binding
Source: RefSeq, a predicted model, not a curated record